Messenger RNA from Mya arenaria, 3001 nucleotides. RefSeq names its product divergent protein kinase domain 1A-like. The transcript has 7 exons. NCBI's taxonomy places the organism in Eukaryota, Metazoa, Mollusca, Bivalvia, Myida, Myidae. Bases 155 to 1483 code for a protein of 442 amino acids. The record is from RefSeq and is a predicted model, not a curated record.
UUGUAUCCGGAAUUUAUAUAAACAUUUGAUUUUGAAUUUGUACAAGGAUCUUUUUGUGUAUUUUGUUUCCUGCUUGUGCUAGAUCCCCACAUUGAUUUACAAAUACAAUAGCAUCGGUUCGGCCCAAGGCAAUGCCAACUUGAUUCUGUGUCGGAUGAGCUCAGCCUGUCGUUCAGUGUCAUGGUGUAUACGUGUUGUGCGAAUGAAGCUACUUAACACCCCGAGACAGGCGUGCAAGCUGUGUAUUAGGUGCUUGAGCCAAGCAUGGGAGUCAGAAUGGACGCGUGUGUAUCUUGUGAUCGCAGCUUUCUGCACACUGAUGGUGUUGUUGGUAGGAUGGCUCAUCUACCGGGAUCCCUGCUUCCAGUGGGAGAUACGCACACAGAUGUGUGAAGAUUACCACAAUGGUUUGAUAGCAGGAGCGUUGUGUUUUGACAUUUGUGUAGAACAAGUUGGCUACCUCUCACACUGUGUGGAACAACAUGAUGAUCUUUCAAUAUUCCGAUGGGACGACUUGCUACUAAAGGCUCGGAGAGGUGACCACAAGGUGGUCAAUGACCUUGACCAGUACAUCUGGGAGGGAAUGACCAUGGCUGACCUUGAGGCAGUACUUGAUUCAUUCUUUGGUAACAUACUAGGCAGGGGAGAUCACUCCAGGCUUAUCGAGGAUGUAGUGGAUUACGCUGACUUUAAUAAGGAUAAACAAGUCAAUUUUGGAGAAAUACGAUCAAUGUGGCACCUAUUACAGAUCCAAGAAUUCCAGACACUCUUCAUAUUUCGUGAUAAUCCAGUCUUUCCUUCAAUAAAUGGGACCUGCGGUUCCCUGUAUUUCGUGGAGGAUACAUUCCACCAUUACUUGUAUCGAAGAAAUAAGUCAUCAUAUGUGGAUAAAAUCUUUCCUAACAGGUACCGUUGGGGUGCUCCAGCUUUUCUUCAACGAGCGUAUAUUGGACUUGGUAUUCUGGAGUAUACAUUUUCCAUACGGGAACAAGAUAAUGCCCGUUUCUACAUGUGUGACUUUAGUCCGAGUAACUUUGGUUACUCAAGAUUUUACGAAAUGAAAGUCUCAAAUGUUGGGGGGUUGAUUUCUGAAGCGAUGUUAAAUAAAACAUUUGAAAGCAAAUAUUGUGAUAGUGAUAUCGAUUGCGUGUACGGCACGGUUUGUCGGACGUCUUGUGAUAAGCUGACGCAAAAGUGUCGAAGCUUGCCUGAGAAUUACAUUCCAGAUAUUGUAAAAGUUUGUAACAUUCUACAAGACUAUUUACUCUUCAAUAUGCCCACCAAGAUUAAGUAUGUUUUAAGUCAUCUUGUAGCGGACUGUAUACGCAUUGGCAAGAAAGCUGUGGCAAUGAAUCCAUAUCGUACUGCGGUUGAGGAAAAUAUGGCUCUAGACCGUCUUAAUCAGGUUUUGUGGGAUGAAUUAAAAUUCUCAGAAAAUAAAUGGAUGGACAAGACAACGAAAAAACCAGCACUGAUUGUGUGAGACAAGUCCUUAGAUUAGGUGAAACUAGCAACGAUUGUGUCAGACAAGUCCCUAGAUUAGGGGAAACCAUGUUUUUUUUAAGAGGAAUAUUUUCCAAAUACCAGUAUUUUACCUCUUCAUUUAUUUUUUUUACAAAGUGGCAUGUAAUUGUCUUCACAUUGAAACGCAGUCACCCUAGCCCGUGUUGGUCAAAUUCUUGGGGCGGUUUCAUUAAGAAUCCUAGAAACAGUCGCGUAGCUACGGUUUAUUGUCAACAGUAGUACCAAACAAUUGUUUUUUUCAGCCCCAUUUCCUGCUAUAAAAAAAUCCCCUACCCAGGUAAAAAAAAAUAUGUAUAUUUUUUAUUUUUCAAAUUUUUAGGAGCCUUGACCUCUAAACAUGUAGCAGAUGUAGCAAUUUAGUGCCAUUCAUGAAGCUGUUCAUAUGUUUGUUGAUUAAAAGGUCUGUCAACAAAUUGAACAUUUUAAGAAUCAUGUUAGUAUUUUCCCCCUUUUUGCCAAAACAACACUAUUUUCCCACUAUCAAAGGGCCACCAUUAAAAGUUGAAAAAAACACUGCGCACUGUUGGACUAUCACAAAGGUAUGCAAUUGCUUAUAGGAAUCUUAAUGACAAGGGCUUGCUGUACAUAAACAUGUAAAAUAAUGCCUUCUUGAGCAGCAUUAUAAGUUUCCAUUUUUGGAGGGAAAAAUUGGUCUGGCCAGAAUGCUUUUGAAUUUGCAGGUGUUUGCAAAUAUACGGUACUUAUUUUUUUUGUGUGCAAUUAUCUUCAAAAUAUUAUCCUAAUGUGUUUUUCACUUUUUGUUAUUUUGCUUAUGGCUUCUUUUAAACAUUUGAUAGCAUAUUUUCAUCAAGUAGUUAACUAUUAGUUGUUAAAUUUAAGAAACGGAUGUAAAGAAAUUCCAAAAUUUACAUUAAUGAAAAUACUUGCCAUGUAUAUAUAUAUACACUAAUAUUUACUACAAAUUUUGAUGCAAUAUUGUUGACUUGCAAUAUUAGAUGAAAUGCAAUUUUACUAUUUUCUAGGAGUCAUUUUAAAUAAUUGUUUUGUGUCAUAUAUUAUUAUAUUAUCAAGGCUUGAUAGAAAUUUUUAAUUAUCUUUUUUCUAGCUUCAACUAUUGAGUUACGCCCCUCUUUGUUUUGUCUGCAAAGCAAAGAUCACUGUGUCCGUCAGUAUCACACUAUCUUAUCCGAUCAAAAACUUUUAAACAACUAGAAGAUUCUUUGAACUUGGUAUGCUCACUGGUCAUUGUCAAAGAUGACCUAUCAAUUAUGGAGUCAAUAGAUUAAAGGUCAAGGUCAUGGUGAAUGACUGUUACAUCAAAUAUUAUGUAAUGUUAUGUAAUCACCUGGGAAAAGAUCUGUCUUACGUAAUUCUACUUUAGUUGAGUGAAACAACCGAUAACUCAUUGGUGUUAACGUUCACUUGUGCUACUCUUUGUUAAAUACAUGGUCACAAUGCUGGUCAGAAUUUCUUCCUUUACAAAGCUUUGAAGGAUGAGAGGAUUUUUUUUUUAGUG